Molecule: messenger RNA, 1499 nt
Organism: Cucurbita pepo subsp. pepo (vegetable marrow)
Lineage: Eukaryota; Viridiplantae; Streptophyta; Magnoliopsida; Cucurbitales; Cucurbitaceae
Product: mannose-6-phosphate isomerase 1
Biological process (GO): GDP-mannose biosynthetic process; carbohydrate metabolic process
Cellular component (GO): cytosol
Molecular function (GO): mannose-6-phosphate isomerase activity; zinc ion binding
Source: RefSeq, a predicted model, not a curated record
AUGGAGUCUGAUGCUGUUUCGAGGACGAAACAGAGCAAUAUCUUCCGAUUGAAGUGCUCCGUUCAUAAUUAUGAUUGGGGAAUCAAAGGAUAUGAUUCUCGCGUCGCUAGGCUCUUCGCCUUGAACUCAGGAUCCAUUAUCGAUCCUGAUAAACCCUACGCUGAAUUCUGGAUGGGAACUCACGAUUCCGGACCGUCGUUUUUAAUUGCCGCUACUGAGAAUGGCGGCUCGGUUGACUCCGAUUCUACUUCCUUGAAGUCAUGGGUUUCGGAAAAUCCAAAUGUCCUCGGCGAUAAGGUCGUUGAGAAAUGGGGCGCUGAUAUCCCCUUUCUGUUCAAGGUUCUUUCUGUGGCGAAACCAUUGUCGAUUCAGGCUCAUCCGGAUAAGGAAUUGGCGAAGGAGCUUCAUAUGUUGCAACCUAAAGUCUAUAGAGAUGCAAAUCACAAGCCUGAAAUGGCGCUGGCGAUUACGGAGUUUGAGGCUCUGUGUGGGUUCAUCAGUCUCGAGGAGUUGAAGGAUGUUCUUCAUACUGUUCCUGAGAUUGUAGAAAUGAUUGGCGAUGCAGACACAAACAGAGUGUUGUUGUUAAAUGAUGAAGACGAUGAAGACGACCUGAAGUCUGCUCUGAGGUUGGCUUUCACCCAGUUGAUGUCAGCAUCCAAAUCGUUGAUUUCGAAAGCGAUAUCUGAAUUGAAGAGACGACUGAACUCCGAAAGUGAGGUGAGGCCCCUAACUGCUAAGGAAGCUUUGGUUUUACAACUGGAGAAGCAAUAUCCAGAUGAUGUGGGCGUUAUAGCAGCCUUCUUCUUAAACUAUGUGAAGCUCACUCCUGGAGAAGCUCUGCACCUUGGGGCAAAUGAGCCUCAUGCAUACAUAAGCGGUGAGUGUAUCGAGUGCAUGGCAACGUCCGAUAAUGUCAUCCGGGCUGGCCUAACUCCCAAGUUUCGCGACGUCCAGACUCUCUGUGCCAUGCUUACUUACAAACAGGGCUUUCCUGAAAUCCUCCAAGGAGUUUCCAUGAAUCCAUACAUAACAAAGUACGUUCCACCAUUUGACGAAUUCGAGGUAGAUCGUUGUGUUCUGCCAGGAGGGGCAUCCGUCGUAUUUCCAGCGAGCCCGGGUCCUUCGAUAUUUCUGGUUGCUGGAGGAGAGGGGACGAUGCUGCAUGAAGAAUCACAUAGAAGUGAUGUAAUCAGUGAAGGAGACGUCCUCUUUGUACCCGAUGAAGCUGAAAUUAAUAUAACAAGUGAAGUUGAGUUGCUCAUUUUUAGAACAGGAGUGAACCACAAGUUCUUUGACACAUUCAUGAAUGGUAAAUAACAGAUUGACCUUCAUUCUUUUUUCUUUCACACACUUUUCUAAGAUAGUUUCUUAUGAUGAUGUAUAUUUUUUUUUUGUUUGUUCAUUGAGUUGUAUAUCAGAAACUAAAUGUUUAUGAUCUGUUUAUUUGUAUAUCGGAUAUAACAAUUAAUUCCAAUAACACUACAAUUUCAAUGUAA